AUGACGGCGGUUGCAGAAACUUUCAUCAGUAUCGCCUGGGGCGUUCUGUCCAUAUCUACUUCUCUAUACCUCCUAUCCUACUUCAACUCUCCCCUAAGAGACUUCCCGGGACCGGUCCUUGCUAAUCUCACAAACCUGUGGCGCUUUCUGGAUGUCUUCCAUGGCCGGCCUGACAAGACACAGUUGGAGCUGCAUAGGAAAUAUGGCAGUGCUGUGCGGAUCGGUCCGAAUGUCAUCAGUCUGUCGGAUCCGAGUCUGAUCAGUAAAGUAUAUACGACGAAGGGGGCGUGGAAGAAGAGUGAUUUCUACACCGUCAAUGAUGCUCGUGUUCACGGAAUGAGAGUGCCAAACGUCUUCUCGAGCACGGACGAGAAAUGGCACUCGAUGGCCCUACGGCCUAUACGUCAGGCCUAUUCGAUGACUCAGGUCUUGGACAUGGAGUCUCAGAUAGAAGCAACUAUUGAUCUUUUGUGUGAGAAGUUGGAUGAGAGGUUCGUGAAGCCGGGGGUUGCAUGCAACAUGGCGGACUAUUUGCUCUACGCUGCAUGGGAUGCUAUGGGCCAGGUAACCUUUUCAGGAACGCUUGGGAUGCUCGAGAAGGGUUAUGAUCCCACCAAGAUUAUCCAGACUGCGAAGAAUAGCAUCGACUACUUCGCCUGCUUUAGCCAGAUACCAAAAGUCGACGAUGUUCUGGGCAAGAACAAAAUAGUCGAAGCUAUCUCGCCUUCUGGCCUCGGCUGGGCAGUAAAGUAUAUUCAAGAUAUGUACGUGGAACGGAGCAAAGAGUCACAAGCAACAUCAAGGCCAGUUGACUUCAUGGACCGCGUCCUCCACGCACAGAAGAAGUUCCCAGAGAUCGUUGAUAAUGCAAUGGCAACCAUCUACCUUCUAUCCAAUGUUCUAGCAGGGAGUGAUACCACCGCAACAGCUAUGUGCUCUGCCGUCUACUACAUCCUCAAGCACCCGUCCGUGCACAGCAAGUUACGCGAGGAGCUGGACUCUGCGAAUCUAUCUUUCCCCGUGAAAUGGAAAGACCUCCAGCACCUUGCCUACUUUACCGCUGUCAUGCGGGAAGCAAAACGUAUUCAUCCCGGAGUAGGAAUGCUCAUGGAGCGUGUCGUCCCAGCGGGCGGCCUGUGUCUCCCCGAUGGUCGCUUCGUACCUGAGGGUACCAUCGUUGGGAUGAACCCAUGGGUGAUCAAUCGAGAUGCGGAUACAUUUGGGCUCGAUGCAGACCAGUUCAUUCCUGAACGAUGGCUACAGUCGUCAGGUGAAGCGGGCGAGGAGCAUCAGGCACGAGUUGCGAGAAUGCAGCGCGCUUUCUUGACUUUUGGGGCUGGUUCGAGGAGUUGUAUUGGGAGGAACUUUAGUGAGAUGGAGAGUGAUAAGAUUGUGGCUACGCUUUUUGCGAAGUACGAGAUGGAGUUGGCUGAUCCGAAGGAUACUUGGAAUGUUACCAGUCUGUGGUUUGUUCGGCAGGAUAAUAUUGUCGUUAACCUGAAGGGUAGGAUAUAA
This is a messenger RNA of Aspergillus glaucus CBS 516.65, 1515 nucleotides long. RefSeq names its product cytochrome P450. The record is from RefSeq and is a predicted model, not a curated record. Bases 1 to 1515 code for a protein of 504 amino acids. The transcript is spliced from 5 exons. Gene Ontology annotation, molecular function: iron ion binding; heme binding; monooxygenase activity. NCBI's taxonomy places the organism in Eukaryota, Fungi, Ascomycota, Eurotiomycetes, Eurotiales, Aspergillaceae.